Trichoderma breve is the source of this 2973-nucleotide messenger RNA. Its product is annotated as calcium-dependent channel, 7TM region, putative phosphate domain-containing protein. The coding region runs from base 1 to 2973 and encodes 990 amino acids. Gene Ontology annotation, cellular component: plasma membrane. The record is from RefSeq and is a predicted model, not a curated record. NCBI's taxonomy places the organism in Eukaryota, Fungi, Ascomycota, Sordariomycetes, Hypocreales, Hypocreaceae. The transcript has 5 exons. Gene Ontology annotation, molecular function: calcium-activated cation channel activity.
AUGACCUUUCAAGACCCUAUCAUACAAUGGCUUCGGGCGCGCGACGACAGCAACACCCCCAGCUCCGAUAGCAACAAUCCUGCGAACCAGCUGCUAAAUCUGCUCAAGGAUCCCUUCUCGGGAACGCUUGCGUCGGCUUCCGUUUACUCUGCCUUGGGUAUUUCCCUCGGUAUCACAGCCUUUGUCGCCCUCGUCUUCUCCUUCAUUAGACCUUACAAUCAGUCGGUGUACGCCCCGAAGCUAAAGCAUGUCGACGACAAGCACGCUCCGCCUCCCCUGGGCAAGAAGCCGUGGUCGUGGAUCUUGCCCUUGAUGAGCACCCAAGAAGAACAGCUGAUUCAAACCAUCGGCAUGGAUGCCACUGUCUUCCUGCGCGUGAUGCGCAUGUGCCGCAACAUAUUCUGUGUCCUUGCCAUCAUUGGCAUCGGCAUCCUUGUCCCGAUUCACUCAACCAAGUCUGUCAAGUUUCCUGGGGAGACAACCGACUCCAACAGCUGGAUUACCACCAUUACUCCCUUGAAUGUCUACGGUAAAUGGAUGUGGGCGCAAGUAGUCAUUGCUUGGGUCUUCGACGUCAUCGUCUGCUUCUUUCUGUGGUGGAACUAUCGCAGGAUAAUGCAGCUUCGGCGCAAGUACUUUGAGAGUGAGGACUAUCAAAGCAGUCUGCACUCACGAACGCUAAUGCUGUACGACAUCCCCAAGCAAGGCUGUUCUGAUGAAGGCAUUGCGCGCAUCAUUGACGGUGUCGCGCCCAACUCAUCUUUCGCGCGAACUGCCAUUGCCAGAAACGUCAAGGACCUCCCCGACCUCAUUGCGGCGCACGAUCGAGCGGUUCGAAAACUGGAAAAGGUCCUGGCCAUCUAUCUCAAGAAUCCCCAGAGCCUGCCGCCGCGACCAACCUGCAAGCCUUCCAGGAAAGACCGCUCAUACGGCACUUAUCCAAAGGGCCAGCGACUGGAUGCCAUUGAGUACUACACACAGCGCAUUCGAGAACUCGAGGUGGAGAUCAAGGAGGUCAGAGCCAGUGUCGACAAGCGGAGCUCCAUGCCUUUCGGAUUUGCCAGUUACUCGGACGUUUCCGAGGCGCACGAGAUUGCCUACAUCACCCGCAAAAAGAAGCCCCACGGCACUACCAUCAAGCUGGCGCCAAAGCCCAUCGACAUCAUCUGGCAAAACAUGCCGCUGUCCAGCUCUACUCGAAGUCGCAGACGGUGGAUUAACAGUUUUUGGAUUGUCCUUUUGACCUUUUUAUGGAUUGCGCCCAACGCCAUGAUUGCCAUCUUCCUCGUCAACUUGGGAAAUCUGGGCAAGGUUUGGCACGGAUUCCAAGUGUCACUGGAAAAGGAAACCACUUUCUGGGGCAUUGUUCAGGGUAUUGCAUCCCCCGCCAUCACGUCGGGUGUCUACCUGGCUCUCCCCGUCAUCUUCCGUCGCCUGUCCAUCAGGGCAGGAGACAAGACGAAGACGGGACGUGAGAGACACGUCAUGGCCAAGCUCUACUCCUUCUUCGUCUUCAACAACCUCAUCGUCUUCUCCUUCUUCAGUGUCAUCUGGUCUUUUGUUGCUGCCGUCAUCACCGACGCUGACGAUGGACUGAACGCCUGGGACGCCAUCGUCAAGGAAAACAUUGCACUCGGCAUCUUCACAGCCUUUUGCAAAAACAGCCCCUUUUGGAUCACCUACCUUCUGCAGCGGCAGCUCGGUGCCGCCAUUGAUCUCGCUCAGCUCUGGCCGCUCAUCAGUGCCUUUUUCCUCAAGAGGUUCUCCAGCCCUACGCCGCGAGAGCUUAUUGAUCUGACGGCCCCGCCAGCGUUUGAUUAUGCCAGUUACUACUGCUACUUCCUCUACUACUCGACCGUCACGCUGUGCUUCGCGGGUAUUCAGCCCCUUGUUCUUCUCGCGACGGCUCUGUACUUUUGCAUCGAUUCCUUCUUGAAGAAGUACUUGAUCCUGUACCGCUUCGUUACCAAGACGGAGUCUGGUGGCUUGUUCUGGCGUGUCGUCUUCAACCGCUUCAUCUUCGGCACCAUCUUGUCCAAUGGUGUUUUCCUGCUGACGUGCUGGGUGCGCGGAGAUGCUUCUCACAUUCAAUUCUAUGCCGUGUGCCCCUUGCCUAUUCUCCUGAUCCUCUUUAAGAUUUACUGCGGAAAAACCUUUGACGAUAGGAUCCGAUACUACAGGAUAUCUGCUCAACGAAACCAAGGCCCUGAUGGUAUGCAGAAGGAGAACCGCCUCCGAAAUGAGAAGCUGGCCAGUCGCUUUGGCCACCCGGCUCUAUACAAGCCCCUCAUCACUCCCAUGGUCCACCAGAAGGCACAGAACCUGCUCCCGUCCGUUUACUCGGGACGGCUGACUGACGGCAGAGAGGGCGGAAACAAUGCGGACCUGAUGACUGUUAGCGGUUACUCGGACGUGUACGCCCUCAACGCUAUGCAAGGUGGUAAGCCCGGCAAAGCUGCUGACGGGGUGCCUGGAUUUGAAUACGUCUCGGAGGCGCACAUGGACUUUGAGUAUUACAAGAACCGAGCAGAGUUUACUGAAGAGCACGGAGGCGGUGAAAUCAGCUCCAGGCCAGGAACACCAUCCAACCGCCACGCCACGCCCUUUUCUCCCGGAAACGUGAAGCUGCCGACGCCGCAGGAAACAAGCUACCAGUCCUACAGGCCCAGCCCCUACGCAGACGAUUCCAUCGGUCGCCAUCGCAGCCCGCUCUAUGCUCAAGAUAACGGCAGUUCAUCAGGCCUGGUGAGCAAUGCCGUGGGCCCGGCCAUGGUGCCGCCCGCGUCGUAUCGAGACGUGUCUCAGGAACGGUCACGGAGUCCCGCAUUGGCCUCAACGCCCGGCGCGGGGGUGGGCGGACCGCGGGGAUACAGCGGCCUCCCCCAACAAGAGGAACAGGAUGCCGACCCCAUGCAGUACAACUACUUUAGGGGCGGAUCUCGACCGACAAAGCCUCCCGGACAGGGCUGGUAA